Rotaria sp. Silwood1 is the source of this 1263-nucleotide messenger RNA. NCBI's taxonomy places the organism in Eukaryota, Metazoa, Rotifera, Eurotatoria, Philodinida, Philodinidae. The record is from the annotation of a GenBank genome assembly.
AUGGAUAGUAAUAAAUCAUCGAAAGUAUGUGAAGCUGAAGGGACUGCAUGUAAAAAAGAUGUACAAGCUUUGUGUUAUCAUUGUUCAAAAAAUUUUUGUCGCAUUCAUUUAAUUCAACAUGCACAACUGACGGAAGAUAUGAAACAAGCAAAAUUGAAUUCAUUAGCUGAUAAGUUUAAUGAGCUAUCAUUAAGAUUUGAUAAUAUUUCCAUUUCGGAUAAUAUUCUUAAAAUACCUUUUGUUCAAUUAGAGAAAUGGCGUACUGAAGCACUUGAAAAAAUUGAUCAAAUAGUGGAGCAGAAGCAUCAAGAACUUAAUGAUGAACUUGAUAAGUAUCGGAAAGUUUUUUUUACAAAAAAUGAAGAACAAUUAAUAAAGAUGAACAAUAGUAAAAGAAUUAUUGCAGAAUUGAUUCAAGAGUCUGAUGCAUCUGCUAAUCAAAUUACUGAUCUUCAGACAUCAAUUGAUGAAACUGAGAAUUAUUUGAAUUCGCUUAUGACACAUGAAAUCAAUGUUAUUGCUACAACACCGAUCUGGCGCGUUGAUAUUGAGAGUCAAUUAUUCGAACCUCAAUCUAUAUUAAAAAAUGAAUUAACAGAGUUUAAGAUCACUUAUGUUCGUCUGAAUGGUACCGUUCGAAAUUAUUACGUUAAGACAAAGAAAGAUGGAAAAAUCAGUGAUCUAAUAAACAGUUUUGUACGACAAUAUGUUCUGAUCGAAGAAUUUAGCCAGUCGCAGCAAAAUUCGAUAGAUACUACUAAUCAUCACCCAAAAUAUGAUUUCAUUUUACCAACUGAAGUAUAUAACAAUAGGGUUCAUUCGUCAUUCGACGAUAAUCAUUUAUUAAAUAGUAUUUCCGAUCGUGAUUUGAUCGUUUUCUAUGAAACACCACAUUCAAUGAAUGAGAAGAACUGUACAAAUAUUCUUAUGCCAUGUAGUUUUCGGCGACAAACAAACAAAAUUCCGUUUGGCUUACCUAUCUAUCUGAACAUACCUCGCCAAGGAUGUCGCGGUCAACAUAUCCUGGAUGCUUUACGCGAUUCAUUGGGUAAAUAUUUUUGGCUUAAUCCUAAUACUGAGCAGCAACUUUACGAAGUAUAUCUUCAAGUUAAAGUUGAUUACUUACCAAAGAGAACCAAUUUGAAUGAUGUUUUACAAAGUGAAAUCAUUUUUGGUGGACGAAAAACAAACCUAAUCGUAGAUAUCUGCAGUCAGAUUGCUGAUGAAUAUGAACGAAGCAUUUUGGAGCGAUUCAAUUUCUAA